UCAGUGAAAUUUCAAAAUAACAUCAAAUGUUAAGCAAUCUGAUGAAUAUGUUAAUAAAUUUGUCCUUAUUAUUAAUUGUGAUAAUCAAUUUUGAAAGUUGUUGGACAUUUGGAUCAUUUUUAGAAUCAUCUCAUGAAAACUUGAAGAACUCAUUGUUAUGGACGAUUCAUUUGGAUCCUUAUCACGGUUUACUUAGUGGACCACAGAGAGUGAAUGAAUCAAUGUAUGAUCAAGAAGUUCAUCUCCAAUUGGAAAUAUGUUCGUGCUCCAAAAACCAUGAUGAAAACAGAGACUGGACUGUUAACCCUCAAACAUCUUUUAAAUCCAUCGGAAAAAAUUUGAAGUGUAGUUUUAUUUGCGAUGAAAAGGAGAAGCAAUUUAAAAAUAAAUUAAUUAAUCAACCUGCAGAUAGUACAAAGAGGAAAAAAGAUGGUAAAUAUAAAGUUUUGCUCAUUUCUUUCAUUAUAGAUGAAGAUGAUUUUAACGAGGAAAGUUUAUAUACUUACGAGAAAAGCUUAAUGACAAGCUUCGAUUGUAUCAAAACUGGAAGAUGUCAAAAUUUUGAAAAUCUCAGCUUGCAAAGUGAAUCAUCCGAUCACCAUAUAGCGAAACGAUUUGCGAAGAGACUUUUCAACCGAACCAAAAAGAAGAAACCUGGCAAGAAUGUAAAAAAUGGAAAGAAAAGUCAACCUCGAUCAGAAGCAGUCAAAGCAUCAUCGACAUCUCGUUCGGAUUUGCGAUCAGGAAAACAACAAAAACAGGAUAACAAUAAAGCUCCAUCUGCUUAUUCCAACAUGGCACAAUUCAAUCUUCCAAGUGAUACAGAUAUUCGUGAUCUUCAGUUACAUCCAAAAGUCUGCUUUAUGAUUGUUUGUCCAGAACAGCAGACAAUUAAGAAUGUUGGUAUUCUGGAUGCGAAUAAAAGGCCAGUCCAGAAAAAACCAAUAUCUAAGGCUCCUUCAUUUAGAUCAGCAUCCGAGGAUCAUGAAUCACACGAUAAUCAGAAGGAAACCCAAUCAGUAACUUCAACAACUGUAAAACCAACCACACAUAAAGAAACAAGCACUAAAAUCCCUACCCGACCUACAGAGAAACAUACAGCAAAAAUAAUGGAAACUCGGCAUAUGGAAUUCACUACUCCGUCAUUUACAGAAACAAAGGCACCAAGUUCUAAUGAGCCUGAAGAAACAAAAACAAAAUCUGAUAGUAAUGAAUAUUAUAGCGAAUAA
Molecule: messenger RNA, 1229 nt
Organism: Tetranychus urticae (two-spotted spider mite)
Lineage: Eukaryota; Metazoa; Arthropoda; Arachnida; Trombidiformes; Tetranychidae
Source: RefSeq, a predicted model, not a curated record